CCUGGUCCUGGGGUCCAAGUUCCGCUACAGCGGGCGCACCCAGGCCCAGAGCCGGCAGGCCAGCUCCAUGAUCGACCGCCCCGCCCCGCGCUUCACCCGCUCCGCCAGCAAGAGGCUCUCGCGGAACCUGGAGGAAGCUGGAGAUGGGUCUCUCAGCCGCCCGCAGAUCUGAGGUAGAUGAUUGGUUCCAGAUGCUGGAGUCCGACCGGCCACGCCCCUCUCCGGCACCAUCAGCUGUGAUCUGUCCCUCAGCCGGCCUGCGGUCUGGCCGUACUCCGGUCCGGGCCUGGUCCGGUCAGUAUGGCGCCACCUGGUGGCAGCCAGGCCAGAGGCAGGAAGACCUGUGGUUUCCGUUGCUUCGACGCCGUCCUUCUCUUCCCUUUAUCCCGUCUGUUGAGGCCGUGAAGCAGCCAGUGUCCUCGGCCAGACUCGGCUAUGCCAACAGGAGUUCUGUGGAAAGACUAUUACAACCAGCGUUUAACCAGCGAGACGACUGGUACCAAUACUUCAACCCGAGUUUCACCAUCAAGCAACAGGAAACGCGUCCAUCCUCCUCCCUGGCCUCCUCCAUCACCUCCUCCCUAGCCCAGGCACGGUCUGAGGACGUGAAGGGGGGUGUUGUGAGAGACAGUGAGUUCAUUGAGAGAUGGCAGGAGGCCUUAGGCUUAGUGGACGAGCUGAGGGAAAUGGAGGAUUUGGAACACAGGUUGAGGGGGGUGAGGGAUCUCGAAGACAGGCUUCAGGAAGUGGACGAGCUAGCGGAGAGGAUCCAGGAAGUGAUCGAGGAGGAGUUAGGGAGGGAGGAAGUGGAAAAGAUGGCACAGGAAGAGGAAGUUCAACCAGAGAGAUCACACGUAGAGAUGGAGUUGGCGGAGACGCUGGAGGUAGGUGAGGUUGACGAAUUGGAAGAUGAAAUAAAACGGGUGUUUUUCGGGGAGAGGGAGGUUGAGGAGAGGUUUAAAUCUGGGUCGUUAGACGACGACGUUCACGUCGUGGUGAGCCAGAGGAAGGUUAGGAAGACGGUCACUGUCGUCCAGGAAAGUUGGCAAGAACAAGCAGAGACAGAGUCAGCGUCGGUAUCAGUGGAGCAGGAGACGCAAGGAUUGAAAAUUGAAAGAGACAUCAGAACAACAUCUGUGUUUGAGGAAAAGGGGUUCAAAGUACUUCUUCAGGAAGACGGGUUCAAUAUACCCCUUCAGGAAGAGGGGUUCAAUAGACACCUUGAGGAAGAGGGGUUCAAUAGACACCUUGAGGAAGAGGGGUUCAAUAGACACCUUGAGGAAGAGGGGUUCAAUAUCCCCCCCCAGGAAGAGGGGUUCAAUAUACCCCUUAAGGAAGAGGGGUUCAAUAGACACCUUGAGGAAGAGGGGUUCAAUAGACACCUUGAGGAAGAGGGGUUCAAUAUACCCCCACAGGAAGAGGGGGUCAAUAUAACCCCACAGGAGGAGGGGUUCAAUAGACACCUUGAGGAAGAGGGGUUCAAUAUACCCCUUAAGGAAGAGGGGUUCAAUAGACACCUUGAGGAAGAGGGGUUCAAUAUGCCCCCCCAAGAAGAGGGGUUCAAUAUACCCCCACAGAAAGAGGGGUUCAAUAUCCCCCCCCAGGAAUCACAGGUGGAGGAUAAUGAUGUCUGGUUCCGGCUGUUUGACCGCUUACCUUACAAGGCUGUUUCCAAACCACAAGCAGCCUCUACAGUACCAGCAGAAGAAUACUUUACCUCCAAGAGUAUAACAACAAAGGUUUUGGAGAUGAAAACCAGAGGACCACAGGUCCUGGUUGAUGAGUUGAGCCCUGCAGGACCACAGGUCCUGGUUGAUGAGUUGAGCCCUGCAGGAACACAGGUCCUGGUUGAUGAGUUGAGCCCUGCAGGAACACAGGUCCUGGUUGAUGAGAUGAGCACCAGAGCACCACAGGUCCUGGUUGAUGAGAUGAGCACCAGAGGAGCAGAGGUCUCUGGGGGCUGGGAGGAUGUUUGGUUUAUCUUGCUGGACGUCAUUCCCAGAGGAACCCCGUUUGUCCCACCAGGAGUUGUGUCUCAUCUCGGGAAUGUGUUUGCAUUAGUGACCUCUGUGGCCAGCAACCAGGAGCCGGCAAAACAGAGUUAUUCCUCAGAGAUGAUUAAAAGCCCAGCAGUUGAGGACGAGAGGGAGGUGAUGGUAGUGGAGGAACGUCUUGCACCGGAAGAGACGAGGGGCUCACCCGUUAUACUAGAGGUUCUGGAGAGGGUUGCAGACGACUGGUUUGUGCUGUUCCAGGUCACCCCAAGAAAAACGACCUAUGUGUCACCAGUAGCUACCGCUGUGGAGAGCGACCAGAAGGCUGUGGAACUGAGUUAUCCAACAGAGACUGCAGGUCCAACCGUUGAGGACCAAAGGCAGGUGGUGGUAAAUGAGACCAUUCUCCAACAGCAGGAGACGGCAGGCUCACAAACCAUCCCAGCGCCACUGUCUGUGGCGGAGAGGGUUGAGGAUGACUGGUUUGUGCUGUUCAACCGUGUCCCAAGAAAAACCACCUACGUAACCCCAGGAGUUGUGUCUCAUCUCGGGAAUGUGUUUGCAUUAGUGACCUCUGUGGCCAGCGACCAGGAGCCGGCAAAACAGAGUUAUUCCUCAGAGAUGAUUCAAAGCCCAGCAGUUGAGGACGAGAGGGAGGUGAUGGUAGAGGAGGAACGUCUUGCACCGGAAGAGACGAGGGGCUCACCCGAUAUACUAGAGGUUCUGGAGAGGGUUGCAGACGACUGGUUUGUGCUGUUCCAGGUCACCCCAAGAAAAACGACCUAUGUGUCACCAGUUGCAGCUGAUGAAGUGAGUGUACGUGAGAUUCCAACAACGACAGCCAUGACACUGAUUGAGAAGACAACAACUGAUGAGAGGGAGGAGAUAACUGGAGCCAUUGUGCAAAAAAUAGAGAUGGAAAACAUGUUCAAGUAUGGAACUGAAACACAGCCAGCCCUGCUCCUUAAAGACGGAGAAGAUGACUGGUUUGUCUUACUGGAUGUUGGCUCUAGAGCGCCAUCUGCUGUGCCACCAGGAUCUCCCGUGUUUCUCCCAGUGGCCCUGAAGGACCUAUCUAGAAGAGUCACUACUGUGGCUGCAGUGGAAACCAUUGAGUCUGUGGACCGAGUCCGUUGGACUUCUUCACCUGUGGUCACAGUUGAAGAAGUCCUCCAGAAACAGGAGGAGAGGCCUCCCAGACAGUCCAUUCCAGAGCAGGCAGUCCCAACGAGGGAGCCAGACGAUUGGUUUGUGCUGUUGGAUGUUGUUCCCAGAGAGGUGACCUAUAUAGCUCCAGCAGCGCCCAGUACCCUUUACCCAGAGGUCUCUGUAACUCUCCAAAUCGUCACAGAAAAAGCUGAGCUUACGCCCCAGCUGGAAGACAUUCCCAGGAAGAGGGGUACCCAGCUGGAAGACAUUCCCAGGAAGUGGGGUACCCAGCUGGAAGACAUUCUCCAGCUGUCGGCUCAGCCUCCACCUGAGAGAGACGACAGCUGGUUUGUGUUGUUCGACGCUGUCCUCAUCCAACCAGUGACAAGUCCUCUGGUGUCUAGCCAGAGCUCUGGGGUAGAGGGUAGGACCACUGGGACGUGGCAGAAGGUGAUAAUUGUGGAGGAGAGAAGGCGAGAGGAGACAAGUCUGUCUGAUGUCCAAGUGACACGCUACCCCUCAGAGAGGAAGGGAGGAGAUGAGUGGUUCAGCCUAUUCGAUGCUUCCCGAGUUUCCCCGGUAACAAGAGUGGCCGAAGUUCAGGGGCCCAUGGCAGGGACAGCUCUGAGGGGCCCUAGUCAGGAGGAGAGGGCCGUAGUGAUGGAGAAGAAGACCGUAGUGAUGGAGGAGAGGGUGGUGGUGAUGGAGGAGAGACGUCCCCAGGAGCCCACUGUGUCAGAGAGCGAGUAUGGAGUUGUCUGGCAUAUGCUGUUCCAAAGGGUUGGGGAAGCAAGUAGAAAGAUGCCGACAGUGGAGCGUGUCAGGGUGUCCCCCAAGGAGAGAGCCUCUGAAGGGGUUCCUGCGGUAGAGCAGAUUCCCUCCAGAGGUUCUGCAGUGAGGCAGAUAUGGCAGCAGGAAGCUGUUCCUCAGCCGGGGAAUGAGGUAGAAGACGAUUGGUUCGUUCUUCUGGACGUGGCGCCUAGGAAACCAGUGGCCACGGCCCCGCAAGUCCGGUUCUAUCCAGACGUACGGCCUGCUACCAAGGCAACGCUGGGACCGGCCGUCCCAGCACUCCGACCUCUGACACCGGCGGUCACAGCGCUCCGACCUCUGGCACCGGCAGUCCCAGCGGUCCGACCUCUGACACCGGCGGUCCCAGCGCUCCGACCUCGCUUCUCGAUCCUGGCGGAGAGGCUCCCAGCAGCGCAGCUCAGAGAGGCUGUGGACGAUUGGUUUGUUCUGCUGGACGCUGUCCGCACAGAGUCAGUGGCGGCGGUGGGCUCCCACCGGGGGGUGCGUCCCGUCAGCGCCCCGGUCUUCUCCCAGGCCGCCCUGGCGGAGGCGGGGCUGCCGCUGUUCCCCCUGGACCUGCCCCAGACCUCCACCCCGCUGCGGAGCGCCCGCCAGGAGGAGCGCCGGCUGGAGGUCACCAUGGAGGCGGCGGAGCCCGCCAAGGGCGAGGCCGGCGCCGAGGACAAGUCUGAGGAGGCCACCUCGGAGCCGGUGCGACUGCGCAAGAGAAGAGCUAAGAGAAUUGAGGGAGACUCGAUUUAUAUCAGACAUAGCCUCUUAAUGUUGGAGGAGCUGGAGAAGCCCCAGGAGGAGCUCCUCCGUCACCACGCCAGUGUCAGUGAGCUGAAGAGGAACUUCAUGCAGGCGGUGCCCGACUCGCGGCCCAGCGAGUGGGACAAGCGCCUCUCCACACACUCCCCCUUCCGCACCGCGGGGGCCAACGGGGGCCCCGGCACCGACGGGAUCACCAGCGACGGCUCGGACGGAGACAAAGACAGCAGCACCACCUUCUCCUCAGAGAGCGGAGUCACCACGACCACCACCCACAUCUCAAAGGUGGUGAAAAGUGGAUCCACAGAGACUCGCGUCGAGAAGAGAAUCGUCAUCAGUGCAGAAUCUGAAGUUGAGGAGGGAAAUGAUGGAACAUCAAUGUAGGCUGUGAACCGUCUUCCUCAGUUCUGUCCAGCCCACAUGUUGGUGCUCACAACCCCACAGCCAAUCAGACCACAGUCACCUGACCACUCACCCCCAAUCAGACACAGCUAGCGUUCCGUCUCCUUAAUGUGUGCACCUAACACUAGCUGGCUUAGUAGAUACGUCUUCGUAGAUAACUCCUUCAUGGAAAUUCAAGUGAAGCUUCCAAACAUUGCUUUUGCUUUUUUAACAAAUGCUUAUUCUCACAUGGUGUUCAAAACAGACACACAAAUUAUACACGUUCUAUUUGGCAAAUUAAUAAGAAUUUUUCUAUUUUAUUUUUUAUGGGUUUAUUAAUUCCCCCCUUCAAAUAUUUUUCUUUUCCUUUUAAAUUGUACCCAGGUAUUAUUUUGUAUUAUUGUGGCCUACGCGGAUUUUGUAACAUUGAACAAUGGAACCCUUGUUUGCUCAGACUUCUUCAAUAUUUAAUAUACCUCACUAAAUACAACAAUGACGUUAUGUGCUAAAUUUGGAUAGCUUAUUUCUCAGGUAAACAAAACUCAAAACAUAUUUCUCCUACAUGUAGCCAACUUUCAGUAGCUUACCCAUUAUUGUAAAGUUUGAAAUCUAAAUUUUUAAAUAUAUUUUAAAAUAUUUGUAUUUUAUAGAAUUAAUACUUUUGUAGCGUUUGUAUAAAAUGGGCGUUUGUACGUUAUGCAUACAAUCUGCUUAUUCAGUUCUAGGUUAAAAAAAUGUACUUACAAGUUGCUUUUAUUUAAUGAGGGACCAUAUCCAUAAUAUUCUUCAUGUGCACUACUGAAUAUGUCCACUAGUUUCAAACUGUCCUGAGCUGUUAGCCACCCUGUGCACUACUGAAUAUUUCAAACUGAACGAUGUCACACUUCUACCGCUUCUCCAUUGACCUUCAUCAUUCUUCAUGUUCAUCAUCAAUUCCCAAUAUUUGACAACGUUUGGUCUGCGAAUCUCAGGUUUUAAUAUUGUUUGUGUGACUACAGACCUCGUAGUGAUUGUAUAAGGAAUGUUCACAUGUUUAUAUCCAUCCAUGACAACCUCAACCGUCUCCAGCAAGUCGAGGUUGAGUGAUGUGAAGCUUGGUUUCCACGGCAACCACGCAACCAGUGGGGGGUGAAGGCAGCUCUUCUGUCACGGAGGGGGGGGAUGGGGGGGGCAUUGGUCGGUCUUUUGUGCAUGUUCUGCUACACAGUAAUUUAUUUGUAAAGUAGACACUUUAAUGUGGUUUGUCCUGUGAGUUUUCUAAACACAAGUCUGUCUGCAGGCUCCUUCCAAGAUAUGUCACAUUGAUGAAUUUUGCGUUUUUAUCGACAAAGUUUUGCAAAGAAGUUUGACUGCACCUAGAGUAGGAUAUUCUCACUCGCUUUACGCCGCAACGCUUCUACCGAGGGUAGAACUCACUCGCUGUGUCCCACUCUUCUCCAGACGAAGAGCACACCUACAGUGGAAGCCUUUUGAGAUAGUUUGCUUUUUUAUGAAAAAGUUUGUUCAUGUAGCCCUCCAGUUGGUCCAAAGGGAAUUAAAUGUAGAAUAGCUUUUAGACUUGAAAAAAAUAGCAAUGCUUUCUUGUGACUUGUCUUUUUUUUUUUUUUAUAAAAGCUAAUAAAUCUUAAUGUGCACAGAUA
Molecule: messenger RNA, 6727 nt
Organism: Gadus macrocephalus (Pacific cod)
Lineage: Eukaryota; Metazoa; Chordata; Actinopteri; Gadiformes; Gadidae
Product: protein 4.1-like
Exons: 23
Coding region: 144-5090 (1648 amino acids)
Biological process (GO): cortical actin cytoskeleton organization
Cellular component (GO): cytoskeleton; plasma membrane
Molecular function (GO): structural molecule activity; actin binding
Source: RefSeq, a predicted model, not a curated record